This is a messenger RNA of Papaver somniferum (opium poppy), 2526 nucleotides long. RefSeq lists its product as uncharacterized. Gene Ontology annotation, biological process: proteolysis. Lineage: Eukaryota; Viridiplantae; Streptophyta; Magnoliopsida; Ranunculales; Papaveraceae. The transcript is spliced from 20 exons. The coding region runs from base 1 to 2526 and encodes 841 amino acids. Gene Ontology annotation, molecular function: cysteine-type peptidase activity. The record is from RefSeq and is a predicted model, not a curated record.
AUGGGCCAUGCAUACAAGGUGCUUGGUGAAAUGUCAAAUAAUGGGAUACUGCCUGAUUCUCACACUUUCACUUAUAUAUUAUCUAUUCUUGCAGCUCAUUUCAUGGAUACUUCAGACACGGAGUCUGAUGGCGGGCUUCAAGAGUAUUCAGAUUCCCACAGCGAACAGCAGAAAGCGGGGGGUAAGACAAGAUUACCAAAGCUUUUAAGGGAUACUAAUGGUGAAAGGCGGACUGUUACUUAUGAUGAAGCCAACCAAGCAACCGGUAAAAAUGGUUGCUUGCUCUCAAGUUACAUAGGCAGCGAAGUUGGUCCAAGUCUUGGACUGAAGUAUACCUGUUGGAAAGAAGUUCCACCUGUAGUGAAGAAAAAGUUAUGGGAGGACGUAACGUUUAAGUUUGAUCUCGACGAAUCAAAGAGGAAAGAUGUAUUGAGACAAUUUUCUGACUUGUGGCGAGGAUGGAGGAAACGAACUGCUGCAAAGCAUGUUACCCCAUUCGAAAAAAGCCGAAAAAAGCUUAAGAAUGUUCCUUCAGAUUUAAGAGGUUUUGUAGAACAAGAAGAAUGGAAAGAGUUUGUAAAACGGAGAUUGAGCGACAAAGGCAAGGAGUUGUCUGAAAUUGGCAGAACGGUACAAGCUCACCACAAAUAUCCGCAUAGGAUGGGACGAAGGACCUAUGCUGGAUUAAAGGACAAACUGAAAAGAGAAGGAAAGUGGACAAGUGAUUCACCCCCUCCACGAGAAUUAUUAUGGAUACUUGCACGCCAAAAUGAAAAUGGGGAGUAUAAGACUGAUGAGAUUGGUGAAGUUGCUGCUCAAAUUGAUGACUGCUCGAAAAAGAUCAAAGAGGGUACAAUUGUCUGUGAAGGUAAGACAGAUGCCCUUGUAAAGAUUUUGGGUGAAGAACAUGGUGGAAGAGUAAGGGCUGCAGGUACAAGAGUGACCCAUAGUCAGUAUUUUGACACUCCUCGACAACGUGGAUCAUCAAAUAAAGAUAAUCUGAAUAAAAUCAGAGAACUGGAAGAGCAACUAAGAGUGAAAGAUGUGCAAGCAAGAAUAAGUGAAGAGAACUUGAGAAAAGAAUUCCAACAACAAUUGGAGGAACAGUCACUAGACACAGAGAGAAAAUUGCAGAAACAAUUCCUUCAGUUCAAAGAAUUAUUGGGCAAAUCCCAAUAUGAUACGAUUCAGCCACCUAUGAUGUCCUCAGAAAAUGUCCCUGCCUUAGGUGCUGAGGAUAAGGACUUAGCUGAAACUUGGGGGGAAGCUGUUCACGAUCCGAAAGGAAAGGCCCAAAAUAUUCGGAGACAUAAUGGGGCCAAAAGCUCUAAACUGGAUGCUAGAAAGACGUCUCAAGAAUUGAACAGUACAUCUAUCCCGGCCUCUCUUAAAGCGCCAAUCCUGUGCCCAAUGGUUGCACAGCCACCAACAGGACCACCUCAUCCGCCUUCUAACAGGGGUUGUUGUGCGCUGGGACAUGUUAUUCACAGCGACUCAAAAAUGAUUCAUGGAAAAAAAAUGUGUGAUGAUUGUUUGCGUGUGUCGGUGGAUUUUGUGGAGAUAAAAACUGCAAUACUUCCAUAUCCAUCUGGUGAUAUUGUUACUGUGUAUGAUGCCCGUGAAAGUGUUGUUCAAUGGCCAAAACACUUGGUGGUCCUUGUCGGAAAUGGGCGAACGAGAUUGGAUGCAUUUGAUGAAUUUGUUAAGAGAGCAAAAGAAGUGUUCAGAAGCAGGGCUGCGAUCAAAGUUGAGUUGCAUCGCGAUGUGUUUGGUCAAACUGUAGAUGUGCCUAUACAUAUGGCACUAGAAGAUAUUGAGUUUGUUUGCACGUCUCAGAAACUUACGAACAAUGCUAUAGUCUUAUUCAUCCGAUUUUUGUAUGAAAAAUUGGAUGGCGAUGCACGCAAAACCAAGUUCGGAUUUAUGAAUCCAGCGGCAGUUCACUUUUCAGUCAAUAAAACAGAACUCGUGAAAAGUGUAUUAAAUAGACUGAAAGAUUCAGUGCCGAGUCGAAAAUACAUAUUUAUUCCUUGUAAUACAGGAAUUCAUUGGGUACUAAUUGUAUUUUUCGAUGGGAUAUUUUAUUACUUAAAUUCGUUGGAUGAGAAGUGUAGAUACAAACUAGAGGAGCAAAUGAGCACUGUUUCAAAAGCUUUAAGAAAAUUAGGUGUCAAGCGAUCUGAAGAGAAAGUAUUCUGGGUGGACGUGAAGCACAACCCUAAACAAAAAGGAGAUUGGGAGUGUGGAUUUUUUGUGAUGCUAUAUAUGAAGCACAUUAUAGAAAGUUAUGACACUUCAAUGAGGAACCCUAAGGAGAUGUUUAAGUCGGGGAUGAACUAUGGUGCGACAGAAAUUGAUGAAAUCAAAAGGGAGUGGAUGGAUUAUAUUUCACCAAUUCUUGAGAAAAAAGGGAAAGAAAGAAAACAGGAUGACUGCUCGAAAAAGAUCAAAGAGGGUACAAUUGUCUGUGAAGCUAAUACAGAUGCCCUUGUAAAUAUUUUGGGUGCAGAACGUCCUGGAGAGUAA